GCAGAGAAAGCGAGAAGUAUCGAAUCCAUUAUGACGUCGUAUAUUGACUUUCAAGAGCAGCGACCCGCCAUAACCUCAAAUACUUGCCUUCGAAGAUUUCUGCGUACCGGAAUUUGAUAUAUCGAUACGUUUUAUUUCUCUUUGCAGAGUAGGGGUUCGUUUUAGGGUUUUGCAACCAGUAACAUGGCUCCGAUCAGCGAUCAGACGCAGGGGACCGGGUUUUUCGCCUCCAUUGCUUCUACUCUUUCCACUUUUAGCAGCGCCAUGUCCAAAUCCGUUACUAGUUUGAUAGGUUAUGAAGGGCUUGAAGUGAUAAAUCCUGAUGGAGGUACAGAUGAUGCUGAGGUUGAAGCUCACAAAGGAAGAUGGAAGCAGGAGGAUCGCGAUAGUUACUGGAGAAUUAUGCAAAAGUACAUUGGCUCUGAUAUCACAUCAAUGGUAACUCUACCUGUUCUCAUCUUUGAGCCCAUGACGAUGCUUCAAAAAAUGGCAGAGUUAAUGGAAUACUCAUACCUAUUGGACUUAGCAGAUGAAUGUGAGGAUCCUCACAUGAGAUUAGUGUAUGCAGCUUCUUGGUUUGUAUCUGUGUAUUUUGCCCUCGAAAGGACAUGGAAGCCAUUCAAUCCUAUUCUUGGUGAAACAUAUGAAAUGGUCAACCAUGGCGGUAUUACAUUUAUUGCAGAACAGGUAAGUCAUCACCCUCCGAUGAGUGCAGCACAUGCAGAAAAUGAGCAUUUUGUAUAUGACAUUACUUCAAAGUUGAAGACCAAAUUUCUUGGGAACUCAGUUGAUAUAUACCCUGUAGGAAGGACACGGCUUAGUCUCAAACGAGCUGGCGUGGUUCUAGAUUUGGUUCCUCCUCCCUCAAAAGCUAACAAUAUAAUCUUUGGACGAACUUGGGUUGAUUCACCUGGUGACAUGAUCUUGACAAACCUCACCACAGGAGACAAGGUUGUCUUGUAUUUCAAACCAUGUGGAUGGUUCGGUGCCGGCCGAUAUGAAGUGGAUGGCUAUGUGUACAAUGCUCAAGAAGAACCUGAAAUUUUAAUGACGGGGAAGUGGAAUGAGUUUAUGAGCUAUCAGCCCUGUGAUUCUGAAGGAGAACCACUGCCCAGCACUGAACUAAAAGAGGUAUGGAGAGUGGCAGAUGCUCCCAAGAAUGAUAAAUUUCAGUAUACGUAUUUUGCGCACAAGAUAAACAGUUUUGACACUGCACCGAAGGCUCUUCUGCCAUCUGAUUCUCGUUUGAGAUCAGACCGUUUGGCGCUUGAGAACGGUGACCUCUCCAAAGCCGGGCUGGAAAAAUCCAGGCUCGAGGAAAGACAACGAGUAGAAAAGAGAACAAGGGAGAUGAAAGGCGACCAGUUUAAGCCCAAGUGGUUCGAUCUAACAGAAGAAGUUGCUUCCACGCCUUGGGGUGACUUGGAAGUGUAUAACUACAACGGAAGAUACACACAGCACCGAGCAGCCGUUGACGACGACGACAGCAAUGGAGAAACUGAAACCAAUUCUAAAGAGUUUAAUCCCUGGCAGUAUGAUGACCUACAGACAUCCUAAGCCUGAGACUUUCAUCUGCCAUUUAUUUUAGUGUUUGCUCUUCACUUCCCUAAGAGUGUUUUGCUAUACUGAGAUAUAGUAGUCUUGACAGGGUAUAUGUAAUUUAGUCAUACAUGGCACAAAUACACGUAUCUCCAACUACAGUUAAUGUUUAUGUGUGUGUAUACAUACUAGAACUUGUAAUUUA
This is a messenger RNA of Andrographis paniculata, 1744 nucleotides long. RefSeq names its product oxysterol-binding protein-related protein 3B-like. NCBI's taxonomy places the organism in Eukaryota, Viridiplantae, Streptophyta, Magnoliopsida, Lamiales, Acanthaceae. The record is from RefSeq and is a predicted model, not a curated record. The transcript is spliced from 10 exons. Gene Ontology annotation, molecular function: sterol binding. Gene Ontology annotation, cellular component: cytosol; intracellular membrane-bounded organelle; membrane. Bases 184 to 1557 code for a protein of 457 amino acids.